Molecule: messenger RNA, 1035 nt
Organism: Exophiala spinifera
Lineage: Eukaryota; Fungi; Ascomycota; Eurotiomycetes; Chaetothyriales; Herpotrichiellaceae
Exons: 1
Coding region: 1-1035 (344 amino acids)
Molecular function (GO): oxidoreductase activity, acting on the CH-OH group of donors, NAD or NADP as acceptor
Source: RefSeq, a predicted model, not a curated record
AUGCCAGCCCUUUCCCACCGCGGCGGGACGGUCCUCGUCACUGGAGCGACAGGGUUUGUUGGAGUUUGGAUUGUGAAAAAGCUCCUAGAAUCCGGAUACCAAGUCAAAUGCGCAGUCCGGAAUGAUUCAAAAGCACAACACCUGAAGAAUCUAUUUGCGAGCCAUCUUGAACAGUUGCAACUUACACCUGUUGGUGAUAUUUCCGACGAGGGGGUUUUCGACGAGGCUGUGAAGAAUGUCUCAGCCAUCAUUCAUACGGCCUCUCCCGUUCACAUGCGCGCCAAUGAUCCAGAGGACAUCAUCAACCCUGCAGUGAGGGGUACUCUAGGAAUACUAGAAAGUGCGCUACGAUAUGGGUCACAGCUGGAGCGUAUUGUGCUUACUUCCUCCUGUGCUGCUAUAUGUUCGCAAUCAGAAACCAAUAUUACCUUGUCCGAACUUGAUUGGAACGAUCCUUCUGUGCAAGAAUGCCGAGAAAAAGGGAGAGAGGCGCUUCCGCUGUCAAAGUAUUCAGCCUCAAAGGUAUUGGCAGAGAAAGCGGCCUGGCAAUUUUAUGAGAGACAUAAGCCUGAGAUCGCCUGGGACCUUACAGUGCUGAACCCACCUUGGAUUUUUGGGCCAACCCUACACGAAGUACCGGAUUUCACCGCCAUUAAUCCAUCGUGGAAGCUGUGGUUUAGAGCUGUGACACAGGGUGCCGAGGCUCAGUUGACGCGUCCUGGACAUGGAUGGGUAGACGUUCGAGAUGUGGCAGAAGCCCACGUCCGCUCCUUGGAAGUGGCGACUGCUGGAGGUGAGAGAAUUAUCAUCUGUGCCAGCCAGUUUGUCUGGCAAGACUGGAUUGUUGUUGCUGCCUCUAUGAAAAAUCUGAGAGACCAUUACAAAAUCGCAAAUCCUGUACAGGGUACGAUUAGUCGAGCAAUCCUGUUCGACUCUUCUAAACAGAAAGAGAUUCUUGCGAUUGAUUUCCACAAAAUGGAAGAUGUUGUACGCGACAGUCUGGAGAACUUUCAUGCUCGUGGCUGGGCCGUGUGA